AUGACUCUUUACUCUCUCGCGGCUUCUCCCGAAUAUAUGGAGCCUCUUCGGGAGGAAAUUCGCCAGGCUAUGGCGGACAACGGAGGUGCCAUAACCACCCGCGCUCUCCAACAAAUGGUCAAGCUUGACAGCUACAUGAAAGAAACCGGCCGCUUCUAUAGUGGCAUCGCAAAUUUCCAGCGCAAAGUUCUCCGCGGCUUUACCCUCUCAAAUGGCCAGUACAUUCCUCCGGGAGUCAUCAUCGAGGCGCCAUCCCACGCAAUCUACAUGGAUGAAGCCAAUUUUCCUCCUGAUUCACAGCCUGCUGAGGUCUUCGACGGCUUUAGAUACUAUAAGCUGCGUCAAUCUGGGUCAGCUUCCGACCACGCACGGAACCAAUUUGUGACAACCAAUGAACGGGAUCUUUCAUUUGGGUACGGCAAGCAUUCUUGUCCGGGGCGCUUUUUUGCGGCGAAUGAGAUCAAGAUGAUCCUUGCGAGGUUACUGCUCGAUUAUGACAUCAAAAACGAGGAUGGAAGCACUGCCAGGUAUGCACAGAUCGAGUCGGGCGGCUUCACGAGUCCGGAUCCAUCAAAGAAUCUUUUGUUUAGGAGGGUGAAAGUAUGA
This is a messenger RNA of Didymosphaeria variabile, 606 nucleotides long. RefSeq lists its product as uncharacterized. The transcript has 2 exons. Lineage: Eukaryota; Fungi; Ascomycota; Dothideomycetes; Pleosporales; Didymosphaeriaceae. The coding region runs from base 1 to 606 and encodes 201 amino acids. Gene Ontology annotation, molecular function: monooxygenase activity; iron ion binding; oxidoreductase activity, acting on paired donors, with incorporation or reduction of molecular oxygen. The record is from RefSeq and is a predicted model, not a curated record.